Sclerotinia borealis F-4128 is the source of this 1776-nucleotide messenger RNA. NCBI's taxonomy places the organism in Eukaryota, Fungi, Ascomycota, Leotiomycetes, Helotiales, Sclerotiniaceae. The record is from the annotation of a GenBank genome assembly.
AUGGCUGGCACGGGUGCGUCGAGCCCGUUUAUCAAAGACGAGCCGGAUGAUCAAUUCUUCCCCUCUCACAACCAAAGAUUCAUGUCGAACCCACAAAGCUUCGGUCUUACCCAGACACACUUCAAUCAAUUUGGUUCACAUGGAGGCAGCAUAAAUCCCAAUGAGUUGGCUGUUGGCAGCAAUGGCAUGUCCAUACCAAAUGGUGGAUAUGGAACCUCCUUCCAGAACAACUUCUCAACUCAGCCCUCGAACCCAAGCGCAAGCUUCUCAAAGGGUAUCUCAACCUUUAACGAUGACGAAUUGCUGGAUAGUCUGGACCCCAUAAAUGUUCCACACUCCAACCACGGUGGAAUGCAAAACAAUGGCCAAGAUUUCGGUAUGGAGUUCGAUUUCAACAACGGACAUAACAUUUACGGAGGCAACAAUGGAAAUGGCUUGGUUGUCGACCCGAAUAUGAAUGGCUAUUCGAACACUCCAGAUGGCGAUCCUAUUCAAAGCCCCUUUGUUCACAACUUCAACCAAGCGCAAUUCAGGCAUAUGCAAACGCAGCACAACUUUGGCUCGUCGCUUCAGUCCCCUGUUUCUUAUGCAGGUUCUCCGUUAAGCGGUGCAGACCUGCAUAACGGAACUGGAGAUAACAACUUUACUAAGCAACAACGGCCAAGAUUGGCUCAAGUGGGAUCUGGAAGGAAGGCAUCCAACACUAGAAGUCCAUUAACACCGAAGACUCCUGCGAUAUCAUCUCUGAAUCUUGGACCAGCAGACCAAUCGAACUUUCCCACUCAGCCAAUUCGUACUAAUCAUGUCCACCGACAUCAGAAGACUUUAUCUGGUCAAUGGGAUCAGACACCGAACAGUCUUGGCUCCUUUCCAGGCUCUGAAUUCGGGUCUCCUGUUCAAGGAGUACAUCCAAACCCGCAGAUUUCCGACAUUCUCAAGGGUACUUCGAUGCCUACGAAGCUCAACAAUGGACACGGAUCAGCGAAUGCGCCAGGUUUGCAAUCUCAGGAAAUGAAAAGAAGACGCCGACGAGAAUCACACAACCUUGUUGAGAGAAGAAGACGAGAUAAUAUCAAUGAGCGCAUUCAAGAGUUGAGUCAUCUCGUUCCCCUUCAUCGACUCGAAGAUGAGAAAGUACGCAAAGCCAUCUUGAACAAUUCUCCCUUAUCCCCGACUCUCACGGCUACAUCACAACCACCGCCAAAUGGAAUGAGCCCUCCUCCCCAAGCUACUUCGGGUCUUGCCGGCCCUGGUGCUCGGAGGGCCACAGGGAACAUCACUACCGGUAUUCCGAUCGAAGAGAAAGACAAGGGACCAAACAAGGGCGAUAUCCUCAACGGUGCUGUGAGUUGGACUCGGGAUCUCAUGUGGAUGUGUCAUCGUCAGGCUCAACAAAUGGAAGAUCUUGCCAAUCUCAUCGCGGAACUGGGUGGAACAUGGCCAUAUGAGAAAACCGAAGACGAGAAGCGCAUGCACACUGAAUUGAUGGAUGCUAUGGCUAAGAAUGGCGAAGCCUCUUUCGAAUAUACCCGACGUCCUGGUACAGGUUUGAGGGUGCCAAAACAUACCGACAUGAAGGGUGAUUUGGAACCUCGCUCUAAUUAUUCUCAACUUGACAAUUCUUUGAGUCCGGACAACCAUAGCAGUACAGAUGCUGGUCAAACUGGUAUGGGUGGUCCGGGUCAAUAUUGGAGUGGGCACAACAGCGGAGGUAGCGGUCCUGGCUCGAUUAGCUUUAAGGAAGAAGAUGAAUACACCAUGGAUUUGGGUCAAUGA